AUGGACACAACUUUGUCCACUGGAGAUGCAGGGAACGAGAAGGAGCGGACGGACGAGAGGGAGGGGGGAGACGAGUGGGAGUGGAGGCACGAACUGAAGAAAGCGCGGAAAGCUUUAGCAGAGGCAAGGCGGCGGGAGGAGGAGCUGGAAGGAGUGUUGAGGGAGGGCGAGAGGGCUAUGGGCGAGCUGGAGGAGUGGAUAGCGCGCAAGGUGGGCGCCAUGUCGUUGCUGGCUGCCGACCUUCUUGAGGAGUGGCUGAAGGAAGCGGUGCUGUCUCGGGUCGAUGGAGCGCGCAAGCGCGCGUGCAUGGCAGAUGGCGCGCCCUCGCAUCCGAUGAUGAUGAUGGAGAAUUUGGCGGCUCUGUCUGCCCAUGCAGAGGCAAUCCGUUCAAUGGUGCAGGGAGUGCGGAGGCUGGCGUUUGAGGUUCGGACGGCUCACGCGGAUAGAAUGCAAGAGGAGAAAGAGGGAAGGGGGGAGAAGCCGUGGGAAAAGGAGAACGAGGAGGGGGGGGAGGUGCGGGAGGAAGGGGUGGGGGAUGUGAGAGGGGUGGAUGUGAGAGGGGCGGAUGUGAGGGGGGCAGAUAUGAGAGGGGCGGAUGUGAGAGGGGCGGAUGUGAGAGGGGCGGAUGUGAGAGGGGCAGAUGUGAGAGGGGCGGAUCCAAUCAUCUCUGCUGCCCACAGUGCUGGCAGCAGUGGGGGAGCGGGGGUGGAUUCAGAAGGAGCGGUUACAACCAAUGUGAAGGAGAGGCACGCACACAGGGGAGGAGGGGGAGUUAGGGCGGGGAGAGCAGGGGGAACGCAGGUGAAGACGGCGCAGCAGUGGCCGCCGGUGGGUGGGAGAGCAAGCGAAGCAGAGUCAGACGCAGUACCGCUCUUCCAGUGCAUGUCUCGGCUCCAGCGGCUCGUCAUUGCAUGCGUUGAACCCUUUGACUUGCUUCCCAACGUACCAGCAGCCAACCCGCCCCCUCCCUCUAAUCCUCGCACCGAACUCCGGCCGUUUAAGCCGUUUGAGAGCUUGAGGGAGCUGCAUGUAAGCCGGGUGACCGACUCUAUUCUGCAGCAGGUUGGGGUGCUGACGAGCCUUGAGGUCUUCUCUUGCACGUGCAGCAAGGGGGUGAGUUCCAGGGGAUGGAUGCACCUCAAGGGACUGCACCUGGAGGUGCAUGCAGUCGAUCCCAGCAGCACAGCAGUGAGAUCCGUCUCCAACCUCAGGCAGCUCAAAACCCUCCGCAUCACCGGCACUCUGCUUGACGAUUCUGAUGUGGUGUGCUUGAGACGCCUCUCGCUGCUCACCGACCUCAGCCUGGCUGCCUGCACGUUCGCAGCAGACCGGGCUGUGAGGUCUGUGAUCCAAGGCAUGGCUCACCUGCAGUCGCUGGACCUGUCGGGAACGGCCAUCAGCCAAGGUGCUGUGCAUCUGCAAGCACUUGAGCGGCUGGAGCGGUUGAAACUGCAGCAGUGCAGCGGCAUGAGCAGGCUGUUUGUGCAGCAUCUCAGUGUCGUUCCUGCGCUGAGGGAGCUAGAUCUGGGAUGCAACAACAUGCAGCAUGCGUGGCUGCUGCCGGUCCUGGAAGGGAAGAAGGUGACUCGGCUUAGGGUAGGGGGCUGCGGGUUUGUGGAGAGAACGUUGCGUGAGUUUUCACGGGCUUGGAUCGAGAUUGACUCAGAAUGGGAUGAUGAUUGA
Messenger RNA from Closterium sp. NIES-65, 1683 nucleotides. Lineage: Eukaryota; Viridiplantae; Streptophyta; Zygnematophyceae; Desmidiales; Closteriaceae. The record is from the annotation of a GenBank genome assembly.